CUACACACCUCUGACCUCUCUCCUCUCGUAGAAGUGUGUGCAUCCAUCUCUCUCCUCUCUCCUGCCAUAUUUCACGCAUUGCACUGUACUAGCUUGCACGUACUCACGCACAACGGCACAAGCCAGUGACAACCUCACGCCGCACUAUGGUGGUGCCUUCGUCGACGCCGGUGCACCAAGAAACGGCGGCGCUGUCGUCGCCGACGUCCCACGGCGGCGUCGCCGCAGGCGGUGGCGGCAUACCGACAGUGGACAUGUCGGCGCCGCGCGGCCGUGGCGCACUGUCGCGGCAUGUGUCACGCGCGUGCGCGGAGCACGGCUUCUUCCGGGCGGUGAACCACGGCGUGCGGCCGGGCCCCGCCGCGCGUCUGGACGCCGCCACCACGGCCUUCUUCGCACUGGCGCCGCAGGACAAGCAGCGCGCCGGCCCGCCGAGCCCGCUCGGCUACGGCUGCCGCAGCAUCGGCUUCAACGGUGACGCCGGCGAGCUCGAGUACCUGCUCCUCCACGCCAACCCCGCCGCCGUCGCGCACAGGGCCAGGUCCAUCGACACCGAUGACCCCUUGCGCUUCAGUACUGUGGUGAACGAGUAUGUGGAAGCAGCGAGGCAGCUUGCAUGUGAGAUUCUGGACCUGUUAGGAGAGGGGCUAGGGCUCAAGGACCCCAGGUCCUUCAGCAAGCUCAUCACAGACACUGACAGCGACUCCCUCCUGAGGAUCAACCACUACCCUGCAGCAUGCACCAUUCACAAGCUUGAUCAUGACGACCAAUGCAAGAUGAAGAGCAUUGUGAGAACCAAGACUGGCAAUGGCGUGAAUCCGACAGCAGGUGCACGGAUCGGGUUCGGUGAGCACACUGACCCGCAGAUCCUCAGCUUGCUCCGAGCAAACGACGUCAAUGGUCUGCAGGUGCUUCUGCCCAACGGCGAAGGCAAGGAAGUGUGGGUUCAGGUGCCGGCUGACCCCUCAGCUUUUUUUGUCAAUGUUGGUGACCUCCUCCAGGCUCUGACGAACGGGAAGCUGGUAAGCAUCCGGCACAGGGUAAUUGCAAGUGCCUGCAGGCCAAGACUGUCCACAAUCUACUUUGCAGCUCCACCACUGCAUGCACGAAUCUCGGCGCUCCCGGAGACGAUCACAGCCAGCGCACCACGCCAGUACCGGCCCUUCACCUGGGCUGAGUACAAGAAGACAAUGUACUCGCUCCGCCUGAGCCACAGCCGCCUCGAUCUCUUCCACGUCGUCGUCGUCGACGACGACGACAGCAACAACGUCGGCGAUGGCGAAGGAGAACAAGAAUAGGGAGCACCUGUUGAAGUGCAGGCAGUGUGUUUUGUGGGGACUAGGUAGGUAGAAUUGUCCCCAAAAUUUUGGCUCUCUGGCUUCAAUUGCCAG
Molecule: messenger RNA, 1391 nt
Organism: Phragmites australis (common reed)
Lineage: Eukaryota; Viridiplantae; Streptophyta; Magnoliopsida; Poales; Poaceae
Product: gibberellin 2-beta-dioxygenase 1-like
Exons: 3
Coding region: 147-1298 (383 amino acids)
Biological process (GO): response to light stimulus; gibberellin catabolic process
Source: RefSeq, a predicted model, not a curated record